CGGGGCGAGUAACCCGCGGAGCCAGAAGAGGGAGGAAAGGAGAUGAGAUUUCAUCAUGUUGGCCAGCCUGGUCUCAAACUCCUGACCUCAAGUGAUCCGCCUGCCUUGGCCUCCCAAAGUGCUGGGAUUACAGAUAAACAGGCUUCAGAGUGAAGGAAGAAAAACGACUAUGGCUAUACCCCUGACAUUUGAUUUUCAGUUGGAAUUUGAAGAGGCUCUUGCUACAUCCACAUCUAAGGCAAUAUCAAAGAUCAAAGAAGACAAGUCACCCAGCAUUACAAAAUCAAAAAUGCAUGUCUCUUUCAAAUGUGAGCCUGAACCUAGAAAGAUUAAUUUUGAAAAGUCAAAUUUAAGAUCAUUCUUUGUUCAAACAAAUGUAAAAAAUAAAGAAAGUGAGUCAACAGCUCAAAUUGAAAAAAAACCUAGGAAACCACUGGAUUCUGUUGGUCACUCAGAAGGUGAUAGAAAUAAAAGAAAAAAAUCUCCACCGAUGAGUGAUUUUAAUAUAAAAGAAAACAAAUCAGUCAGAAAUGAUCAAUUAAGUAAGUAUAGGUCAGUAAGAAAGAAAAGCUUGCUCCCAUUGUGCUUUGAGGAUGAAUUGAAAAAUCCACAUGCCAAGGUAAUCAACGUUAGUCCAACAAAGACGGCAACCUCUCACAUGGAACAAAAGGACACAAAUCCCAUAAUUUUCCAUGACACAGAAUAUGUGCGAAUGUUACUUUUGACAAAAAAUAGAUUUUCUUCUCAUCCUUUGGAAAAUGAAAACAUUUACCCACAUAAAAGAACAAAUUUCGUUUUAGAAAGAAAUUGUGAAAUCCUCAAAUCUAUAAUUGGCAAUCAAUCUAUUUCUCUUUUCAAACCCCAAAAAACCACGCCUACAGUACAGAGAAAAGAUAUACAGAUUCCCAUGUCUUUUAAAGCGGGCCACACAACUGUAGAUGAUAAACUAAAGAAGAAAACUAAUAAGCAGACACUAGAAAACAGAUCUUGGAAUGCAGUCUAUAAUUUCUCACAGAAUUUUUCUAGUCUAACAAAACAAUUUGUGGGUUACCUUGAUAAAGCUGUUAUUCAUGAAAUGAGUACCCAAACUGGAAAAUUGGAAAGAACAUUUUCUGUAGGAAAACCAAUGAGCAUACCCACUUCCAGUGCCUCACCUGUCAAAUAUUACUCAAAGCCUUUUAAAUAUAUAUAUAAACUAAAUAAUGUAACACCACUGGAUAAUUUGUUAAGCUUCUCAAGUGAAAUUUUAAAUGCCUCAUAAAAUAUCAUGUAUGCAGCAAUAUUUGAGUAACAAGAAGCAAAUAUCCAAGUUCCAAAAUUAUAAAAGAAAUUCUUAUCCAAAUAGUAAUGUUCUAAUUGAUCAUAUAAGAAAGCAAAGCAUAGACAUUAAAAUUACAAGUCAGCAGUGGUCUGUUCAAGAACAAUCAACAUUUUUAGAAAAUAAUAGGACAAAAUUAGGAAAUAAUUAUCACCAAGAGGAUCUAGUUCAUGACUUUCUAUUAUCUCAAUUAGAUUGCUCAAUCAUCAGCCUUCCUGUACUAAACUCUGAUUCAGGACCAAGAAAGGCAUAGUCUGACUCUGGAAAUGAGCUGUUGGGAGCCAAAUAACAUCAAUACUCUUGUUCUAUAAUUGAAUAUCAAAUAAGACAAAUUAGCAUUAAUUUGAUGACUGUGGAGUUAAUUGUAUAUCAGCAUUUCAGCAAAUCAUCAUCAAUAGUAUUACAUUGGCAAUUUAUGCAAUUAAAAAGGCUUUGUGAAACUU
Messenger RNA from Symphalangus syndactylus (siamang), 1761 nucleotides. It is a transcript of the gene C19H1orf141, whose product is annotated as chromosome 19 C1orf141 homolog. The record is from RefSeq and is a predicted model, not a curated record. NCBI's taxonomy places the organism in Eukaryota, Metazoa, Chordata, Mammalia, Primates, Hylobatidae.